AUGGGCUGCGUACCACAUUAUGACCAAUUACUCCGGCAUAAGCAACUGCGAACAGGAGAUCGCGGAUGGAAUGCAACAUCCCUUUCGCUGAUCGCUGCCUAUGACUAUGGAAUUUAUUCUGUGGUUACUACCGAAGCAGAUGGCUGGUUUGGAGACAAAAUGCCACCAAAUUCAUCAAUAGCUAUGCUCUCUAUAACUUCUCGACGUAUAGAAAGGGCCUAUGCGUUGCCGCUGGAAUACAAUGGCAGUGAAACAUUGAUGCUUUACCUACCUAUUCUCGUUUUCCAUAAGUCUCAUUUGAAGAAUUGGAUCAUUUUUCCUCCAAAAUGCGUGAUUGAUCCUAGGAAGGUUCUUCUAAUGUGGGUACAUCAUGUUGUGCUGUAUUUCCCAGGAUACAAAGGCAUCAGUUUGCCUGCCAGCAAGGCUGUCGUAAGGCAUUAUCGUGAUUUGACACAUGCUGAACCUGCUCGGAGGUACAAGUUUUACAAUGAAUGGUACAAGUACGGAGACGUGCAUUAUCCGUCCAAGCUGAUAAUAGCACUUUAUCGUAACAUCUACAACACUUUGAAUCGUGUUUAUGGAGUGAUGGACUACUUGGAAGAUUUUGAAGAAGACCUUGCUACCAUUACAUAG
Molecule: messenger RNA, 633 nt
Organism: Cylicocyclus nassatus
Lineage: Eukaryota; Metazoa; Nematoda; Chromadorea; Rhabditida; Strongylidae
Source: the annotation of a GenBank genome assembly